This is a messenger RNA of Megalopta genalis, 4711 nucleotides long. Lineage: Eukaryota; Metazoa; Arthropoda; Insecta; Hymenoptera; Halictidae. The record is from RefSeq and is a predicted model, not a curated record.
AGGGAACACGUGCCGAUGCGCACGUGGUCGUGAAUGAGCGACGCGGAAUACAUAUAACGAUUCUCGCGAGCAAUUCCACCCUCGCCGCACCCUCUGACGUCACGCAGCCUCCGCGUAUUGAUCCAUUACGAAAUUACAGUCUAUAUUUCGACUUGAGCAGAAUGCAAGACGGUGCCACAAUGUGCCACGUACAAAAAGUCAAGGCGUACCGGAAGUCCUCGCAGGCCGACUCGAUUUCCCCCAAAUUCAAAAGUUCCCGAAAUCCUCUCUCGCCGAAUAAAUCCUUCGACAUUUUUAUUCGAACGGUCCGCAGCGUGCACGAGUAAUUAAAACAAAAAGGAAUAAUAAAAACACCGCGGUAUAUAUUUCAUCGUGUUUUCUUUCAACUUCAACCCCGUUGCAAAAAGCUACGUGGCUCAUCCCCCGUAGGAGAGAAAGGGGGGUGGCGUACGCGUUCGCUCAGAUUCGCGACAAAACGGGGUUCGAUCUGUGCCAUCAUCAUGUAAAACCAGACGAAACGCGAGGGUUUUCUGUUGACGGAGCGGACCGGUCGCCGGGCCCUCGACGUGUUCUCGACGCUAGAAAAAAAAGCCAGCAGCAUGCCGAGAAAAAUCGGAUUCCACGUCGUGUACGCCACCAGCGAAGAGGACAGGCACUCCUCGUUGGAGCUGAACGUUCACGGGCCGACGGUAAGGGGCUGGCAGAGUUCAAGAAGAUGUGCGUAUCCCCAGGAACUCAUUCUACGGCUGCACGGCCCGACGAAGCUCACUAGGAUACAAGUGUUGGCUCACCAAUAUCUUAUCCCGGAAAAACUGGAGAUCUGGACAUCGGUCGAGGAGAACGCCUCGGUAACAACGGAGUUCAGUUAUUUGGGUUACAUUACGUUGUCCGACAACGCUUCGACCAUGUACAAAAGCAGGGAGCUUAAAAGCGUCGCGCUUCCGGAGACGGAAGCUGUCUCCUUGAAGCUGAGACUGCACAAACCGCACAGCAACGCGCACAAUGUUUAUCAGCAGGUCGGUCUUAUCGCUAUCAAUAUCCUCGGCGAACCUUACGGGCAGGAGCUAUCGGGUCAAGGGGACGCGCCGUACAAUCCUCAUUACACAUCUCCCUACGACGAUCUAGCCUUCGAAAUGUAUGUCGAUCGCGACGUAGCUAAAAUCGUCCGGCAGAUGGAGGCGAAGAAGUUGCAAGCGGUCGAAGAGGAAAGGUUCGAGUACGCUUCAAAGCUGAAAGUGGCCAUGGAAAAUCUGAGGAAAGCCGGAGAGCGCCUUGGAAAGUACGAAUUGGAGAAGAAGUAUGCGAUCGCGUUGGAGGAUUAUGAUAAGGCCAAAGCGAAGAAAGCACAAGCGCAACAAUAUAGGCAGCAAGUCUACCAGAGCUUAGAGGUGCAGGAUCUUCUGGAAGUUCAUGGGCCCCUGGAGAAAAACAACCAAUCUUCGAUAGAGGGUAAAGAACCGGUUUCGGUGGAUACUACAAACACUACUACAGCCCCCGAGGACAUUACGUCUCCUCCGAGAUUAGUAAUACCACCCAAUCGCGAUGGAGCUAUAUCACCAACUGGUCCCGCUCAUCAACCACCUGUUUCGCCUUUGCAUCAGAAACCAAACAGCCCCGAAGUUACCGACAGCCCUACGAACGGAGUCGUCGAGAGACAGAACAACUGCAAUAAAGGAUCCCUCAGACGGAAAACAAAGUCGGCGGGACCGGCACUUCGAUCUAGUUACGAAGCUUACGAAGAGAGGACGAUUCCUGCUCUGAGACACUCGCACACGAACGAGUUCACGAGAGAAUGUCACAUGGAGAACACGGAGACGAAAGUGAUCUCGAAGCUGAACGACAGGGAGAAGAAGCAAGCUGCGUUACCAAUAGCGGUCUUCGGAAUGGAAAUGGUGGAGAAAUUCUACUCGAAACAAUUCACGGAUAAAGAGGAAGGCUUGAUGCAGCUGAAGGAGGAAUUGAAGACGUUCGAUCCGGAAGUAUUGAAACACUCUGCGAAUAAAACCGCCAGGGCUGCGAUUCUGCUUCUGCAUAGAGCUCUCAGGGACAAGGUUUACAGCGUGUAUAGUCUAGCGGCGCAAUUAAUUAGGAUUUUCUUCUCCGAAUUUGCGACAGAUAGAGUGUCGUCCAACGAAAUCGCAAGAAGCGUGGAACGACUUCUUCCGGAACUGUUGACCAAAUCAGGGGACACCACACCUAGGAUCCACAACAUGGCAGUGCACACAAUACUAAGUAUGGCAGACUGCAAGUGUGUCAGGGAAUUGCAUUUAAUACCGGUACAUUUAACGAGGCCAGUCAGCAGUAGUACGCACCAACGACUGGCCCUUAGCAGGCUGGAGAUGGUGGAGCAAUUGAUUCUCAACCAUGGGAUUUCUACUGACAAACAAAGAUAUUGUAAUUGUUGCAGCGGGCUCACGUGUCGGACGCUCUCGGAAUUAGGUUCUUCGGGGUUGCAUCACCCAGCGGAAGCGGUCAGGAAGGUGUCGGAGAGGAUUCUGGUGCUGGUAUACAAGGUCAAUCCAAGAUUGGUCCGUAAACAGUUGCCUCCAGAUGAUGACAUCACAAGAAGGAACUUGUUAUACCGUCAACUGUUUCAUGAGUUUGACCUCAUCGACCUUCAGAGAAAAAAGGAAGCGGAAGCGUGUCACAAAACAACGACACCGACGCGGACGAAGACGACGGAGAACAAUGUAGCAAACUUGACGAAAUCUCCUUCGAGAACUAGUCCUGUCGUUAGCACCGGAAGCUCAACGAGUAUAACAUCUCCGUCCGAAAAUAGUACAGAUCACAAGGGAGACAAAAUGUGCAUAUUCUGCCUUUCAAAAGGGCAAGGAUAUUCAGAGGAAGGGCUGAAUAUUCAUUACUGGAGAAGCUGUCCCAUGCUGACGAAAUGCGAAUCGUGUAAGCAAGUGGUAGAAAUUUCGUAUCUGAACCUUCACUUGUUGAACGAAUGUGAUAUGAGAAGCAAUUAUGUGAAAUGCGAAACCUGCAAGCUAGCUAUUCACGAGAACUCCUUUAAUGAGCAUAGGAAAAGUAAUAAGUGUACAAAACCCAUCGAGGGCUACGACCGUUGUCCACUCUGCUCGAGUCUCGUGAAUCAAAAUAAAUGGAGGGAGCAUCUCAUGGGUGAUCAUCCUUGUACAAAUAACCCAAGAAACAGAUUAGUAAAAAGCUGUUCAAAGUCUCCAUCCAAUUCUCAAAACCUUGGCGGGAAGAUGACAUCACCAACCAGUAGAGAUUACUAACAUUAAUCGUUAGUUUUUCGAAGACCUCGGAGUAUACAAAUUUUUUAGAGAACUUUUUACUUUAUGUUUCUUUUAUAGUUUAUUUGUGUGUUACGAGCUGUCCAGCGUUUUCCAUAUUUGUACCGAUUUAUUUUCUUUUUAAUAGAAAAGCCCGUCCUUCAUUACUAGAUAUAUCUCUGUGUUAUAUCGAAAUUUCUAAUCGUAAGUUGAAAUCUUCUAGUCUCUAGUAUAUUAGGAGUCUUGUUAUCAACUAAAUUGACAACCAGACCAGGAAAUCUAACGCACUCUGCAGUCCUGAACUGCGGUCACACGAGGGUUUUUACAUGCACAAACCAUAGCAUUCAAUUUUAAAUCGGUAUGAAGGUCAACUGUGCCUUACAAGAGACUUAAUUAUUUAUUUCUCAGUGAAUUAGUCAAUAGAACUUUUCAGCUCAACUCUUCAUCUAGCACCGACAAAUUGUUAUUAAAAUAAAUACCAUUAAUUCAAGAGAUAUGUCAAUUCGAGUACCAUGUAGCAAUAGGAUAAAUACUUAGUUUCUUAAAGUGACCUUAGAAUGACCCUUUUUAGCAAUUACUGUAGACAUUUUUCAGAGAUCUACUUCAAAUUGGGAUUGUAAAGACUUCUCAAAUAAAUUCUAUUUUUUAAAUACUUUCAGAAGAAGUAUAAGUAUGCCGAAAAAUCCGGUUGACCUUCAAAUGUACUCCACAUGCCCGCGUACAAGAAAGCCUCUUAUAUUAAAUUACUAUAAUUGACAUUUUAUUUGCGACAUUUUUUUGGUAUAGAUAAUUUCUUAAAUAUUCCGGAAAAGUGGUUUAAAAUAAUUGUUCUGUACAAAUUAAUUAGAAUUGUUCUGGUCAAAAUAAUAUAUGUAGACAUUUAUUAAUUACAUAAAUCGAACGUAACGCUCGUGUGACCAUAGUCCGAGACGGAUAUCAACGAGUUGUAGCAAGUACUCAUCUUUUUCGAAUUUAACAUACGGUAGUAAAAAGGAGUUCCAUACAAUUUACAAACAUGUUAUUGAACGUUAUGGCGACCGCCGUUUUUGAAUGAAUGAUUCCUCAGCAUCCGGCCAUGUUUAUAAUAAUAUUUGUACUAUAAUCAAUGAGUCAAAUAAUAUCCUAGUGGCCGAACAUGAUGAACGAAAGGAAAGGGUACUCGUCGCUCAAAAUAACUCGGAGUAAUAUAUGUAAUUUCAUAAAUUAUUUCAUUGAAAAUGGAUAGUAAACACGGCAUUUCCCAUAAGAUCAUUGUAACUUUCUUGUCCCGUAGAAGUAAUUUAUUUUCGUUCUCAUUGUAGUAAGUUUAAUCGUGCCAUAUUAAACAUGACCUGUCUUGACACUCUUCUUGGACUUCAACGAGUGGAGCACCAUCAUACACGACUUAAAUAAAAUAAAAUUUUUUACUCUUAAGACAUGCUACUGAUAUUUAUAAUGACAUUAAAGAAACAGCAAUUUAUAUUACAGAA